Messenger RNA from Jatropha curcas, 661 nucleotides. The record is from RefSeq and is a predicted model, not a curated record. Lineage: Eukaryota; Viridiplantae; Streptophyta; Magnoliopsida; Malpighiales; Euphorbiaceae.
AUGCUGAAAGUAGCCUGGGAGAAGAUAUGCGCCGAUCGAUACGCUGACUUCACCUAUAGGAUGAGAAGAAGCGGUAAGAAACAACGGCAUAGUGAGACUGGCGGUGAUGGAGUAGGACCUUCUCGACACACAGGCGGAUCAAUAUCUGCUAUAGAGACAACUCGAUUAUUAGCUAAAGAAUUUGGUCGUGAGCCAACACCGAUUGAGGUGUUUACAUAUACUCACACGAAGGACCACGAUCUUAAUACGUUUGUCGACAGACGUGCGCUGAGCGUCAAUGAGAACUAUACUACAGCUCGGGAGCGUAUUGUUACUUCUCAGACCGAUGAAUCCGAAGCUAAGUCAAGAAUUGACGAGGUAGCGCUUUAUCUCCAGGUUGUAGGGGGCAAGAAGAAGAGAAGGUAUAAGGCAUCGGGUCUCAGGCAUCACAGUUUUACUGCGGCUCAGCAGCUCACGCUUCUACAGCCAGCGCAGCACCACAGCCUGAGCACAUUGACUCGCACUAUGAUGAUGAUAUACAGGCUCAGCUUGGUGAUCAGCAGAGACAGAUUGCAGAGCUUAGAGCGCAUGUGAUGUGGCUGUCCGGUGAGCCCCGUGCUGGUACUUCUUCCUUUGAUCCUGCGCCUGCUACAGACCGACAUGUUUCGACGUCUCAGCAGCA